AUGAGCCGGGAUGACUACACUCCACGGGGCCUAUCCGACCCGGAGUCCCAUCUUGAUCUUGCGGGCCAACGUCAGCGACCUCAGGUUGAUACAGGCACUGGGUCGGAGGCAGUUGCACCGUCACAAAAUUUACAAGGUCGACAUGUUACUCUCAAUGCCAUUGUCGAGGUCGAUAUGCUGCGGCACAAACUUCGUGCCCUCGAAAAUCUUGUCGAACGUUACGGCAUUUCAUCACGCAUCCCCUCUCUUUCUGAAGCUGAGGAGGCCCGCGCUCUCCAGUACCGCUGUGAAUGCCUCGAAGCUGCAUGUGAAUCUGGAUCACUUGUGCCAGCCCAGAGCUCUUCGAAUGCUUCCGAAAUACCAGAGACAGGCAGCGGUGCUCUGCCUCGGGACCGGUUACCGCCUAUUCAACCUCCAACCACACUCGUAACGACUAAUCUCCCUCCUCUACCAUUCCCGACACCCUCAACCGCCUCCACAGCGACGACAAGAAGGGACCACAGUUCAAGCUUCUCUUUCUCGGACCCCAAAACUGCGCUGUCAAGAAGCGGCGAGGAAACCACAUCUGACCCACAGCUGCCUCCUCUUAAAAGAGCUCGCGUCGGACAUGAUCGUCUAAAGUCAAUAGGGGAGCUGAAGCUACUCCACAACAACGACCCGUGUCUUCGAUGUCGAGCUUCGAACGGACCUUGUGAUGCAAACAACCCCUGUUCCCGAUGUUCGGGGAUGCCGUCAUCCGAGUCCGAGGUACAUUGGAGUAUCUUGGGAUGUUAUCGUGGAUCAGUGACCUCUCUUGUUGAUGUUUUGCUUCAAGGAUCGUUCGCCUGGUCACAACCCCAAACACCACUAACACCCUCUUAUCCUCGGCGAGGGAGCAUCAACAAUCAAAUACUCGCCCAGAACCCCACUUUGUCGGUCAUAAAAAGGCCUGCCUGGAGGCUCGAUUUUCAGGAUACUUUUUGGUGGCAGGAUGGAGAGCCUGGCCUUGACGAGCGUAUUAAUCAGCCUCUAGCUUCUGGGUACCACGAUCAAGGGACAGGGCCACCUGUCCUGCAGCUCAUUGCUUCUAGCCCAAGUUUCCGGGGUGCUGCCUUUGAUCUUCUGGAGCUGUUGAGUGCCAGCGGCCAACUUUCGAUGUCCCGGGAAGAGGAACAAACGACACAUCCUUCACUUUUUCGCGUGAAGCAACUCCUGCGCGAAAUCAUAUUUUACGAUACUUCUCAGCCGAGUCAGUUACUACGAAGCGAGGGCACCUAUCUUCCGCGCACGCCUGUUGAUCGUCGCCCGUCUACAGAGCGCAACGUUUCCUUGAGGGAGUGCACACGACGGUACUUAAUCUCUCUGGAUUUCGCAGCUUCUAUUUUACCUACUAUGGGCCUGAGGCAAUGGCUAGGGGUUUUCAUUUCGAUCUGCAUCUUUAGUGCUGUUAACACCAUAUUGGUUGACAUUGCCUUGUCGUUUCAAGGAAGCGAUCCAUCGCAGGCCAGCACGACACCCACGGAACGACCUGACCAAGUCAUUCGAAGUGUCUACCAAGCCCUGGUCUCUCUGUUCGCCGCCUCGAACGAUCCUUUGUCUAAUGUGUCUGAGCUCGAAGACCCCAUCGCCCGUAACAUUGCAAGAAUCAUCCGUCGAGAUCAGUGGCCACCACGGCAUUUGUUCUCGAGCUUUGAUUUCCUUAUGAAUCUCGGUGUGGGGGACAUCCCUAAUGCUGGCUUCAAUGGCUUUGUUUUGCCCAGAAGGCAAUCGUUGGAUUUAAGGGGCUCGAGGGGUUUCCCCACAGCACAACUAGAGAGUACGGCAGGACAGCUUUUCCUGAAGUCUACGCCAUCCCUUACUUCAGCAGGUCCAUCGUCACAAUACAUACCUUCUGGCUCGCGGUCGGAUUUUCCUUUGCCUGGUCAGUUCUCAUUGCCAGGUGAUGUUGGAGGACGUGCCCGCAGGCAUAUGAUAAGUGACGAUGUGUCACCACGCCUUGAAUCCCGGCGACUUUCAGGUGAACCAAUCUCUCCGUCAAGGCUAAAACCACCUUCUCGUCGAACUUCUUUACGCCGCGUGUACUGCGACAAGUGUAAUGAGCAUCCAGAUGGCUUCCGUGGAGACCACGAGUUACGUCGCCAUAUUGAUGCCAAACAUUCGGCUACGGUCAAGCGAUGGGUUUGCAAAGAACCCAAGAACCAAAUGCCUUCGGCCCCCCAACCAGUGAUUCCAUUGUCAAGAUGCAAAGCAUGCUUGGCACAAAAGCGCUAUGGCGCAUAUUAUAACGCUGCUGCACACCUCCGCCGCGCACACUUUCGACCUCAUCGAGUGGGUAAAGCUAGUGGUGACUGGCCAUCCAUGAGUAUUUUGAAGGACUGGAUGCGAGAAGUGCGGCAAUCAGUCGAUGUUCCGGAAGAGCAUAUCUCCAGCGGUGAAGACGACAUGGAUGAGUAUCCAACACCCGCUGACUACAGAGAUCCGAUACCACAACAAGUCCCCGCGAUUCCUGAUGCAUUACCAACAAUUUCUGCCUUAGGUCCAUUACUUUCGUCGAGUUCUAUCGAACCAUCAAUACCAAUCGAACGAGCAAGUCCGUCUCGAAGGCCUACUGAGAAUCGCACCAGGUGCCCUCAUCCAGAUUGUGGUCGUGAGUUUCGUGACCUGGCUUCUCACAUGCUUACACACCAAGAAGAGCGGCCUGAGAAAUGCCCUAUUGUAACAUGCGAGUACCAUACGAAAGGAUUCGCGCGCAAGUACGACAAGAAUCGCCACGCUCUUACUCAUUAUCGUGGAACGAUGGUAUGCCCAUUCUGCCCUGGUGUUGGCAGCCCUUUCGAAAAAGUCUUCACUCGUGCCGAUGUCUUCAAACGGCACCUAACUGCUGCCCAUCAAGUUGACCAGACAGGCCAUAGCAGCGGCCACCGGCUACCAGGGGGCGAUGAUCCAGUAGGCACGAAAGCAAGGUGCUCCAUAUGCAAGAACGGUUUUGGUACUGCGCAAGACUUCUACGAACAUCUGGAUGACUGUGUGCUUGGCGUAAUUGUGCCAACCACAAAUACAUCAAGUCAGCCAACCCGGCUGCAAGGAUCUCCCCAAUAA
This is a messenger RNA of Fusarium subglutinans, 3078 nucleotides long. RefSeq lists its product as uncharacterized. The transcript is spliced from 5 exons. The record is from RefSeq and is a predicted model, not a curated record. Lineage: Eukaryota; Fungi; Ascomycota; Sordariomycetes; Hypocreales; Nectriaceae. The coding region runs from base 1 to 3078 and encodes 1025 amino acids.